AAAGAGAGCCGGAAAAGCGUCAAAGUUCACUUCUAAUUUAUAAUACUGGGCCUAUGGCCAUAGAGUUUAUACUUUUCUUCUAUGACAUAGUAGCUCUUUUUGAUGUUUUAGAGCGCAUGCGCAUAAGCUUUGUUGUCACUCGAGACGGAACAUUUUUGAGGAAUUUCAACCUAGAAAGGCGCUGUACGUCGUAAAGGCCACCACAUUCGCUUUCUAGAUAAUGACACUUAAUAUUUGAGGGCUAUUUGCUUAAUCGUAUUAGAACAAAAUGGCUUUGCCUACCAUGAGUGGAUACUGGUCAUCCAGAAAGAACAUGUAUGAGCAGGCUAUUGUGCGACACAGAAAUCAUGAAGAUGACUUUCGCAGCCAGUGGCAAAACACAGCCAAAUAUUUCAAAACUUCAGAUGUCCGAGCAGCAAAACAGCAGGCCUGGUCUUCUACUGAUGCUUUUCAAAAUAAAUGCACUGAUGCUUAUCAGGCAUCUGUUGACAAAGAUGUAAAAGCCUCGAAUUUGAAAAGACGAAGAGACAAGCUGGCAAACCUGAUUAAAGAGGAAUCAAAAUCAUAUGAGGCAGAACUUCGAGGUUUGUCCAAACCCAACUUUGAGAGACUGGAGGAAAUGAGGACAAAGGCAGAUGGACUGAAGAGUGCUAGGGAGGAGAAGAGGCAGAAGCUUGCAGAAGAGAAGUUGUAUGAACACUGGAGACAGAACAAUGCAGAGUUACGCAAAGCUGAGUCUCAACUUCUACAAGAACAUGUCGUUGGAAACUGGGGGGACCAAAAGCAGGAGAAGGAGGAGAGGCUGGAAUCAGUCAGGAGAGAAAACCUGGAAUUUGAUCGAGAAAUGGAGAGGGAAAGGUUGGCUGCCGUUGAGAUGGAAAGACAAAAAGAAGAGGAGAGACUGAGGGAGGAGAAGUCUGUGAAAGAAGUUCUGAAGGAACAAAUGAUGGAGUUCAAGGCCAGAGAAGUGGAGGCUGCAGAGUGGAAGAAAGAACAGGAGAAACUUCUGCAGCAGAGAUGGGAGCUGGAGAGGAUCGAGGAGAACCAGCGCAUGCGGGAAGAGGAGCGCAAGAGGAAAGACCUGGGGAGAGCUCUCCUGCGACAACACAAAGCUCAGAUGAUGAGGAAGUCGCGAGUCAUUCAGGAAGAACUGGAACAAGAUCGGAAAUUGCUCGAGUCGCUCAUAGAGAGAGAAAGUGAACACGUUGCUCUUCAGUCUGCACGGAAAGAGAAAGCUAGGGCAGAUGCCCAAUGGAUGAAACAGGUGCUGGAUGAACAGUUGAGAGUGGAGAAAGCGCGGGAAGCCGAACUGGACAUGUUGUAUCAGGACGAAGCAGCUCGCAUGUGGCAGAAAAGGGAAAGUGAGUGGGAGAGGGAAAGGCAGGCCCGCCAGCGACUGAUGGCUGAGGUCCUCGAGUCUCGCCAGGAGCAGAUCGGCGAGAAGCUGGAGGAGCUUCGCCACCAGCAGGAGGAGUCGCUGCAGCGUCGUGAGGAGCUGGUGCGCGAGAUGGAGAUAGCCCAGCAGAUGACGCGCCGGGAGGAGGAGGAGAAGGAGCAGGACAAGAUGAUGACCCGAGCAGAGCUGGAGGAACAGAUUUACUCGAAGAGGGAAGAAGCAGCUCGUCUUCAGAGGCAGUUGGACUUGGAGCUGAAGGAAGAAAAUAGAGAGGAACAGGAUUACGAAGACCUGCUCAAACAAGAAACGCAACGAAUGCGAAUACAUGGGUAUACUCCGAGGGACUUUGGGAGGAGACAAGCAUGGAUGUAAGGCUAAAGAUAAGGAACAAGAGAGAUAGAUUUGCAAAUUGUUGACAUUGAGUGUGUGUGUAUGUGUGUGUGUGUGUUUCUGUUUGUAUGUGUGCGUGUGUGUAUGCGUGUGUGUGCUUGUGUGUAUGUGUGUAAUAUAAGAAUGGAUGUUAUCUAGUGUGGAUAGCAGACGAAUGCAGAAGAUCUCAUGUUGAUUUGAAGGAACUUGUGGAGGGAGAUGUCAGCCUACCGCUAGUGUUGUUCCAUCAUCAGCUUUUAUCUCUCAUUUUCUCCCCCCACCCGUGGCCCCCUCUGGGUUCCUCUCUCCUUUACUGUGCUUGUGGCUAAACCUUUGUACAGAAGAAUUAGAGUCAAAUGAUCAGUAGGAUGUACAUUUGACAUCUUAUAGUAGGCAACCAGGAAUGGCAAAUUUGCUCAAUUCCUUGACAUCCAUAUUAUGGUACAAAGCUAAAAUUCAUGCAUUUUCAUGACAUACAAUGUACGUCAUAUGGCAGCAAUGAAGGAAGGCCUUACUUAAGGGAAGAAACUGGCCUUUUGAUAACAAAAAAUAUUUUACAGUCGUGUUAUGUGUUGAUCUAUUUUGUAAAAACUGUUGACAGUCACAAUCCUGAUAAUCAACAUUAAUUUAUAAAAUAUAGAUUGGAGAUAUACAUGUGGCUAUGAGAUAGGUGUAAGCUUGAGAUGAGUGGACAGGAUUUGUGUAUGUGAUACCUUACCAAACAUAGGCUGUGUAUGAAACUCUCAUGUAUGUGUGUUGUAAUAGACAGGUAUGAAUGCGAAAUGUGCUUUAAAAUGAAAUAGAGAUAUGUGGGAGUGUUGUUGUACUCUUUCCAUGUGUAUGAAAAUGUACUGCUGAUAAUAGAUCUAUUCAGAAAUACUCUUUCAUUUCUUUCUUUUUCUUUCCCUAACGCAAAUCGCAUUUCACCCAUGCUGCCAGACUUCUGUAACAGGCCUGGCAACAGAUUUAUUUCAUCACUUAGUGUAGGAUUGCAACAUUUUCUGAGGAUGAUAAAGUUGAAUUGUUGUGUUGUGUUGACUUGCAGCUACAUGGGAUGUAUUUCAUUUUUUUUUUUCUGUGAUGAACUGUGUUUUCA
This is a messenger RNA of Aplysia californica (California sea hare), 2861 nucleotides long. Its product is annotated as trichoplein keratin filament-binding protein. The record is from RefSeq and is a predicted model, not a curated record. Gene Ontology annotation, cellular component: keratin filament. Bases 269 to 1768 code for a protein of 499 amino acids. Gene Ontology annotation, biological process: apoptotic process. Lineage: Eukaryota; Metazoa; Mollusca; Gastropoda; Aplysiida; Aplysiidae. The transcript is spliced from 14 exons.